AUGGCUGGCAAUCAAUCCGUCCGAUUUAUAAGUUCUCGAUUUGCUUUACCUGGCAAACUAUUCCACAGAGCCAUGUCCUCCGUGCACAAUAAUUACACCACCUAUACCACUACUGAACAGAAUGUUGCUGAAUCCAUUGAUAUGCGAUCAGAUACGGUAACUCAACCUACACAAGCCAUGAAAGAAGCUAUGAUGAACUGUCCUUUGGGAGAUGAUGUUUAUACUGAGGAUCCAACCGUAAAUAGCUUGGAAAAGAAGUGUGCGGCACUCUUUCAAAAACCGGCUGCUCUUUUUGUUGCCAGUGGAACUAUGGGAAAUCUCAUUUCAGUCAUGGCUCACUGUCAAAGAGGAGAUGAAAUCAUUGUUGGCAGAUCCAAUCAUAUUCACCGGUGGGAACAAGGAAAUUACGCUCAGUUAGCAAGUGUCUCUGCCACAACAUUAAAUGUAAAUGAUAAGGGCAUGAUGAACUUGUCCGAAAUGGAAGAAUCCAUCCGUGUUAAUGAUUGCCACAUGCCCCGAACUAAACUCAUAUGUCUGGAAACAACUCAUAAUUAUUCGGGUGGAAAGCCCAUUCCAUUAGAAUAUUUAAAGGAUGUGCGUCAGUUGGCUGAUAAACACCAUCUAAAAAUUCACAUUGAUGGUGCUCGUAUAUACAAUGCUGCUGUUGCUAUGGGAGUAGCAGUCGCAGAUAUUGCUGCUUAUGCUGAUUCCGUUAUGAUGUGCUUUUCCAAAGGAUUAGGAGCUCCAAUCGGCUCAAUAUUGGUGGGAUCCGAAAGCUUCAUCGCAGAUGCUAGGCGCAUACGAAAAGCUCUGGGAGGAGGAUGGCGUCAGGCUGGUAUUUUAGCAUCAGCUGCUUCUGUUGCUCUUGACAAUGCUAUGCAAACAAUUGAACGUGAUCAUCGACUUGCCAAAACUCUUGCUGAUGCCAUAAACAACAACACUCCAGAAAAUCUGAAGGAUAGUUUAUUUGUGGAUACGACCAAUAUCACGAAUAUGGUUGUACUUCAAUGUAAAAACAGAGCAAAGCCCGUAAUGAUUCAAGACUUCUUCCGUCAGAAUAACAUUUUGGUAAUGGCCUUCGAUCACUAUAGAGUAAGAAUCAUACCCAAUUCGAAUGUUUCCGAAAAUGAUAUCGCCAAAACUGUGGAAGCUUAUCGCGCUUUCGUCGAAAGUCUAUAA
Messenger RNA from Auanema sp. JU1783, 1179 nucleotides. Lineage: Eukaryota; Metazoa; Nematoda; Chromadorea; Rhabditida; Rhabditidae. The record is from the annotation of a GenBank genome assembly.